Parascedosporium putredinis is the source of this 3870-nucleotide messenger RNA. The record is from the annotation of a GenBank genome assembly. Lineage: Eukaryota; Fungi; Ascomycota; Sordariomycetes; Microascales; Microascaceae.
AUGCUGCUAUGGCUAGUUGACAGCCUGAUUCUCAAGCCUGGAGAUACUCUCUGGAUGGCUGUCAAUGAGGAUGUCGACGAUGAAUUCAGAAUCGGCCAGCUGGUCGCAAAGACCUUCCCAAGCAUAGACUUCCGCCUCGUGCGCCUUCGCCACCAAACCAAAGGGGCCUGCGAGACGCGGCUUUGGGCUGGCCUCGAGAAUAUCAUCGACAUACAGGAGAAAAAGGCAAUCUCAACAAAGGCCAAUACCGGGGCGUAUGUGUUCCCUAGCGCUUCCUCUUUGAAGACCUGGGCUGCUCAUAGCUUGGAUGCCAAACGUGAAGAUGGAUCCGAGCUCGCAGAAUACUACACAUCACAGACAAUCGCCUUGAUGCUCCGUGGCCAUGUUCCUUUCCUAGGAAUUCCCGUAGAGAAUACUGAUUUUAGCUGUGUUGGCACCCCCGCACAACUCCAGGACCUGCUGGCCCUCUUGAAGACGAACCCCGCAGUCUUCCCACCAAGCUACAACAGAGGCGCUUCUGCUUUGACCUUGAUUCUACCCCCGGACGUGCCUUUGGCAGAUGUUGGCUCCGUCACCUUUGCCCAGCUUGCCAAGUAUAGAAUUCCUUUUCAUGACAUACAUUUUGGGAAGCCCUGCGCCGAUAUCUAUGUUGACGAUCGAGCCGUCAACUCCAACCUCGACACCGCAAAGGAGAUUGGCUGGUUGCUGGACGACUCCAUCGCAUCUCCAAUGAACCAUGGCCAGCUCACUUCUUCCCGCCAACGGGACCAGUCCCCUAUGAUAGAAGCUAGGGACUUUAACACCAUUCAAAUUAUCGGCGAUCGGGUCAUCAAGUCGAGCAAGUCGGCCACUAUCCUUGGCGAGCUAUACUUUUACUCACACAUGCCUUCAUCCCUCUCACACGUCUUCCCUGCCAUAUACGCCGUUGACCUGAUACCUGAGACGGGAACCUAUAGCAUUAGCAUGGAGAACCGCCGAGGCCUGACCUUCUCCCAUCUUCUCGUCGGGCGCUCCAUUACAAAGGGUCGCAUGUCGACGUUUCUCCGCACACUCCAUACCAUCCACUCGAGCUCAAGCACUCGGGCUCCGACUCUGAGCAUUUCAUCUGACCUCGAAGCCCAGUUUGCGUCACGCUCGCCCUCGCGGACGGAAAGCCAAGUAAACAUAUACUCCAACUACGGCCCAAAACUGCGCAGCCGGUAUCACCAGUUCAAAUCCCAAUACGAUUCCUUGGGACCCCUGGCCGCCUCCCUCUUCGAAAAGCUUAAUCAGUGUCUAGACACGUUCGAGAUUGAGAAUAAGGGCAUCUAUGCUUCAAUAAUCCACGGGGAUCCAGUAUUUAGUAACGCUAUCCUCAGCAAAGACGAAAAAGCCGUCAGUUUCAUCGACGUCCGCUGCCAGCUUGGCAGCACCAUCACGCCGGAAGGCGACAUCCACUACGACUUGGCCAAGGUUCUCCAGUCGCUGUGCGGAUAUGACCAUGUCAUGUUUAUGAACGCAUCCAACUACAACCUUAGCCAUGCGCUCGAAAACCCCGAGCCUUUGCUCGAUGAAGCAGACAUUUCGCUUCUUGAGGAACUCCAAGCACAGUUCUUCUCAUUUGUCGAGAAGACUUCCGUCAUGAAAACACCUUACUACCUGCCGUCUCGAGAAGUGGCCAAAGAGGUACAAGAAGCCAGGACGGCCCCCGGCGCUGAUUCUCGACUCCCGAUAUGCUCUCUCUCCUACCCCGGUCAACAUUGCCCCCAAUUUCUUCGAGAGAGAACGCAACAACUUUCGAUGCUGCCAUCGCUGUUCAUCGCCGUUUUCGCGGCCGUCCCGGUCCUCGGGCUCGAGGCGCCGGAGAGGUUCUACCCUUCCACUUGGGGUUCGGGCGGCCCCGACGGGUGGGAUGAAGCCUACGAGAAGGCUAGGGAUUUUGUAUCGCAGUUGACGCUUGCCGAAAAGGUCAACUUGACCACGGGGACAGGAUGGCAGGCGGACCGAUGCGACGGCCCUCUUGGCGUGCGUUAUGCCGACAAAGUUUCAGCGUUUCCGGCGGGCGUCAACGCGGCUGCUACUUGGAGUCGGUCUCUGAUCAAGGCUCGCGGGGCUGCCAUGGGCGCUGAGUUUUACGGCAAGGGCAUCGAUAUCCAGCUCGGUCCGUCGAGCGAAGGUGUGGUUGCUUGCGUGAAGCAUUUCAUCCUUAACGAGCAGGAACACUUCCGCGGUUCGGUUUCGAGCUUGGUGAAUGAUCGUGUGAUGCACGAGGUUUAUCUCUGGCCGUUUGCCGAUGCCGUCAGAGCUGGGGUUGGCUCCGUCAUGUGUUCGUACAACCGUGUCAACGGCACUUAUUCCUGUGAGAAUGCAUACACCAACUACCUUUUGAAGAACGAGCUCAACUUCCAGGGCUUCGUCAUGUCGGACUGGGGUGCGCAGCAUACUAGCAUCGAGUCCGCGCUCAACGGGCUCGACAUGACGAUGCCCGGCGACCGAUUCGGACGCGAGACGGCGGGGUACCAAUCUCUCUGGGGCGGCGCCCUCACCGAAGCUGUCCUAGCUGACCAGGUGCCCCAGUGGCGCCUCGACGACAUGGUGGUGCGCAUCAUGGCAGCUUACUACAAGGUCCACGUGGGCGACAAGGAAGAGCGUCCCGAUAUCAACUUCCACGCCUGGACCAACGCAACGGAAGGGCCCGUCUACUUUGUAGCGAACGAGACGUGGGAGGUCGUCAACGAGCACGUCGACGUCGCCGCCGACCACGCCGACUUGAUUAGAGAGAUUGGCGCCAAGUCCAUCGUCCUGCUCAAGAACGAGGGCGUGCUGCCGCUGGGGAAACCAGAGAGCGUGGCCGUCAUCGGGGAAGAUGCCCAGGAUAACCCCAACGGCGUGAACUGGUGCUCGAACUGGGAUCUGGAGGCGGCGAUGGAGGCUGCUGUGGAUGCGGAGGUGGCUAUUGUGUUUGCGAAUGCGAAUGCUGGUGAGAAUUAUGUCUUUGUCGGCGACAACGAAGGGGACCGGAACAACUUGACUUUGUGGAAUGGAGGCGACGCCCUGAUUACUGCCGUUGCGUCGAUCAAUCCUAACACUAUUGUCGUUCUUCAUACUGUUGGGCCAGUCCUUAUCGAGGACUACAAGCAGCACCCCAACAUCACCGCCAUACUCUGGGCCGGCCUACCGGGACAAGAGUCUGGGAAUUCUUUGGUUGAUGACCUCAACGCUGGCCUGUUCAUCGACUACCGCCAUUUUGACAAGGAGGACAUUGAGCCAAGCUACGAGUUUGGCUUCGGACUCAGUUACACGACGUUCGAGUACUCGGACCUCGAGAUCGAACUCGUCGCCGAGGACGGGCCAUCGUACGAGGCGGCGGAUGGCGUCACGGAAGAGGCGCCCGUGUACGGAGAAUUGGGCUCGCGGGAAGAUUUCCUCUUCCCCGAGGGGUUCGAGGUUAUCCCGAAAUACGUGUAUUCCUGGGUGCUCGAGGAGCCGGCGGGCCCGCAGGACAUCAAGAUUGACGAGUCGAGCAGGAGCGGCGAGGCGCAGCGCGUGCAUCCCGCCGGUGGCGCGCCUGGCGGAAAUCCUGGACUGUACGAAGUCGUAUAUCGCGUAUCAGUAACGGUGGAGAACACCGGAGACGUAGCGGGCACAGAGAUUGUGCAGCUGUACCUUUCGCAUGGCGACAGCGAUGGGCCGGUGAGGGUUCUUCGAGGAUUUGAGGAUGUUGAGUUGGAGCCCGAGGAGGCCAAGACGGUGACUUUCGACUUGACGUAUCGUGACCUUGCGACGUGGGCGGUCGAGGAGGAGAAUUGGGUCAUCUCCAAAGCAAACAAGACGGUAUAUGUAGGCUCCAGCUCCCGGGACUUGAGGUUGGAUGCUGAGCUGGAAGUUUGA